This is a messenger RNA of Pectinophora gossypiella (pink bollworm), 2197 nucleotides long. RefSeq lists its product as uncharacterized. Bases 120 to 2105 code for a protein of 661 amino acids. The transcript has 2 exons. Lineage: Eukaryota; Metazoa; Arthropoda; Insecta; Lepidoptera; Gelechiidae. Gene Ontology annotation, cellular component: nucleus. The record is from RefSeq and is a predicted model, not a curated record. Gene Ontology annotation, molecular function: DNA binding.
GCUUUGUGCAAAAACCGAAAGAGAUUUGUUGCUAACUUCAGUCAUGUUUUGAACACCUACUAUGCCGGUAUACGCUCCCCAAAAAUAAUCGCGAUUGAGUGAAAACUGUGUCUCUCAGCAUGUCUAGAAGAGAAAGAAAAACUGACCGACAAAAUUGUCCACUUUCGUUAUUGGAAGAAGCUCGUAAACGCGUCAAUGAAGGUGAAAGUAAGAGAUCGGUUGCUAAAUCUCUUGGAAUGGCGGAAUCUACUCUAAGAAAGAGGCUGCUUAGAACUUCAAUUGCAACCAAAUUAGGAAGAUAUGAUCUUACAUUUUCGAAAGAAGUAGAACAAGAGUUUUGCAACUAUUUAAUGCAUCUCGAUGACAUGUAUUUUGGAAUGACCGCAAAAAAUCUGCGUAUUCUGGCGUUUGAGUUUGCAGAAAGAAACAACAUAUCUCACAGAUUUAACAGAGAUGCGAAAGCAGCUGGUAAGGACUGGCUACGAGGAUUUUUGAAGCGUCAUCCACAGAUAUCCUUAAGGCAACCAACUUCUACGAGUAUUGCGCGGGCUAUGGGAUUUAACAGACCGCAAGUGGAACGAUUCUACAUAAACUUGUCAGCUCUGAUGGACAAACACAACUUUCCUCCUAGCGCGAUUUACAAUAUGGACGAGACGGGGGUAUCUACUGUCCCCAAUAAAGCUCCUAAAGUUUUAACUUUGAAAGGCAAACGAUCUGUUAAUAAAAUAUCCAGCGCAGAGAGGGGCACAAAUGUAACCGUCGUCAACGCCGUGAGUGCUACUGGGCAUUUUGUUCCACCGGUGUUCAUAUUUGGCCGCAAACGCAUGAAAGCAGAGCUUUUAGAUGGUGCGCCUUCUGGUUCUGUUGGAAUGGUUUCGGAUUCCAGUUUUAUUAACUGCGAUCUGUUUCUAAACUGGCUGACUCAUUUCAAGGAUCAUGUAAGGCCUACUGACGAACGUCCUAUUCUCCUCAUCUUAGAUAACCAUGUGUCUCACUGUUCCAUAAAAGCAAUAGAUUUUUUCAGAGCCAAUAAUAUAAUUGCUCUGACCAUACCACCACACAGCAGCCAUAAGCUGCAGCCUUUAGACAAAGGAUUUCACACUGUUUUAAAGAAAUACUUUGCGAAUGAGUGUGAGAAAUGGAUGCGAAAUCACCCUGGCAGAGCAAUUACAGUAUUUCAAAUUACUGCUAUAUUCAAUGCUGCUUUUGGUAAAGCCGCCACCAUUGCUUGCGCGACUGAAAGUUUUAAAACUACCGGUAUAUGGCCCUACAAUCCAGAUGUUUUCAGCGAGGCAGAUUUUCUGGCUAGUGCGGUAACCGACAGAGAAUUCCCUAAUGACGGUUCAGAGAACACAGCUAUAGCGGACGACAACUCUUCAGGUGAAAAUUCAAUCCCAUCGGUACAACAGCAACAACAGCCUGUUUUGGCAAAUCAGGACAGCUCUUUGGGAAGCGGCAAAAAAGCCAACUCUACUGACAAGAACUUAAUGCCAUCCACACAGCAGCAGCAACAGAUGCUUUUGCCAAAUCAGGAUAGCUGCUCUUCGGUAACUAGUACAAAUAACUCAAACGAAACUCCAGAUACCGUUUCUGCAGUAAAACAAGUCUCAGUCGAAAAAAAUCCGGUUCAAGAAGCAGUUGGAAGUUUUUCGAAUGGCCAUGCAGCUGUUGUUUUAAAUGUUAAGAAUAGUCCUUUGGCUAAAGAGACCCCUACCACAGCAAAUCCGAGAUGCAAAACUGAAGAAGCUAUAGUUAAAAAACUUUUAGAUAUUAGUCCUCUUCCUAAAGCUCCAAGAAAGAAUACAACAAGGAAGCAUAAGAAAUCAGAAGUUAUCAGUAGCUCACCAUACAAAACUCAAUUAGAAACAGACCAGGAAUUAAAAAACAAGCCAAAAAUACCUCGACUAGAUUUUAAGAAGCCUAAAAAGCCCAAGAAUGCUCCCAAAAUCAAAAAGUGGAAAUGUGGAGGGUGCAACGAAAUAUAUAAAGAACCUAUUGAAGAAGACUGGAUUGAGUGCUCUGGAUGUAAAAACUGGUGGCAUGAAAAAUGUACAGCGUAUACAGGCGUAGGAGCUUACAUAUGUGACUUUUGCGUGGACAAAUAAACUGCGCACUCUUAUCCGUCUCAUAGCGCACUCUUACACACACCUGUGUGUAAGAGUGCGCAAAUCUCAUUUUGUGAUUUAAUUGAAAUACG